Phaedon cochleariae (mustard beetle) is the source of this 17079-nucleotide messenger RNA. The record is from the annotation of a GenBank genome assembly. NCBI's taxonomy places the organism in Eukaryota, Metazoa, Arthropoda, Insecta, Coleoptera, Chrysomelidae.
AUGACUUCGGAAUUCCCCGGAGUUCCCGACGGAGGUGCCCGACUGCCGAGCCCGAGGUGGAUUUGUGAUUUCUCCUUUUCAUUAGGAUAGUGAUUUUUUUGUGUUCAUCGAAAAUAACAAAAUUUACAAUGUAAAAAGCAUUUUCCGUUUCUUGCACAAUGGACGAAAUAACCUCGGGACUCGAUCCCGACGAACUGAUGGACCUUGAUGAGGCAGAUGGGUCAGAUAUAGAUGAAGAAGAUGAGGAACUCAUUGAUGAUCCCAUUGCCUCAGCAUUUCUUCUGUCUUCUGGUCCUGGUUCCACAGCCACCUCUGUUGCUUCAUCUCCAAUCAAUGAGGAUUUCUCUCCUCCUUUCAAUUUCACAGGAAAACCACUGAAUAUCAAAAGAGGUCGUGGUAGACCAAGAAGAGAAGGAGGCAAACCUCUAGUCUCCAGAGCAUCUAGAGGUGGCAUAUCUGGUAUCACAAGAGUUCGUAAGCCUAGACCACCAGGUUUUACUAGGAGAGGUGGAGGAGGAGGAGGAGGAGGAGGAAACAGAAGUGUUAGGCAGCCAGAUAGAAGUGAUUUUGAAAUGUCUCUGUUCACUCCUUCCCCCAUAGAUGAUUCUAGUUUUUUGGAUCCUGAAACGGGUUCAUUUGCAUUUCCUGAAAGAGACAAACCAACAUCUAUUGCUGAGGAGCUUCCCUAUUUUCCUGAACAUUGGACUGGGAAAGUUUGUGCCUUUUGUAACUUGAGUGAAAGGAGUCAGCUAGGACAGGGUGAAAUGUUGAGGUUGAAUUGUCCUGAGGACUUUGCACCUCUGAAAGUGGCUGCUGAGCAAACUCUUAGAAAGGCAUUACAAAUGGCUGAUAGAGAUUCUGGAGAUAAAAGUCCUAGGGGUCCAGUGACUUGUAGGAGACAAAAAAGUUUCAAUAAAUGCAGGCAUCCUACAAAUAGUGAAUAUGUUGAUGAGCUCACAAUUAUUGGAUAUAAUGAAGUACCUGAUGUGUCUCUGAUUUUUGAUCCUAAUGGCCAAUUUUAUGUUCAUAGGAGUUGUGCUCUUUGGUCUUGUGGAGUUACCAGAGCAGACAAUUCAGCUUUGUUGAACGUGGCUCAGGUAGCCUUACAGAGUACAUCCAAAAAGUGUUCAUUUUGUAAUCAUUUCGGAGCCAGUGUUACUUGCAAUAUGACCGGCUGUUCCAAAAUAUAUCAUCUUCCCUGUGCCACUGCCGCUGGUGCCUUUCAGGAGCUUGUUUCAGUUACAACUUUUUGUAACAACCAUUUGGAUCGAGUAGCUAUGCUUUGUGAAUCUUCUGUUUGCUUCACUUGCCGAACUCUGGGAGAUAUAGCAAAUCUUAUGUAUUGUUCAACUUGUGGUGCACAUUAUCAUGGAACCUGUGUUGGGUUGGCUCAGUUGCCAAGCGUGAGAGCGGGUUGGCAAUGCCGUAAAUGCCGGUGUUGUCAAGUCUGCAGAAUAACGGGAGAUGAAUCAAAACUGAUGUCAUGUGAACAGUGCGAUAAAGUCUACCACGCUGGCUGUCAGAGACCUAUUGUUACUUCCAUCCCAAAAUAUGGUUGGAAAUGCAGGUGUUGUCGAGUUUGUGGAGAUUGUGGCUCGCGGACACCAGGAGCAGGGCUAUCUUCAAGAUGGCAUGCUCAUUAUACUGUGUGUGAUUCAUGUUAUCAACAAAGAAAUAAAGGAUAUUCCUGUCCUUUGUGUCAUAAGGCUUAUAGAGCUCACGCUCAUAGGGAAAUGGUGCAAUGUACAAAUUGUAGAAAGUUUGUUCAUGGUACAUGCGAUCCAGAUGCAGAUUUGGGUACAUAUCAUCAAAAGAGAGAAGCAAAUCCAGAAUAUGAGUAUGUCUGUUUGCAUUGUAAAACUAAUAGUGCUCGACAAGUGACAACAAAGAGAGCAAGUACCGAUGAUCCAGGAGAACUUUCAGCAUCCCAGGAAUCCCUUUACGACGACAUUUCAGAGUUCGACAUCACUUCGCCCGACGAAUUCGCCCGCAAUAUGGGUCUUGGCAAAGGGAAACCGUAUAGCGCCAGUAAAAUCGCCAAAAAACGUCUCGGCUUCCCGACUGGCGUGCCAGGCAGAUCGAAGGGCACGGGUAAAGCCCUGCCCGGCAAGGUCGGCUUCAUGAAACGCUCCCGCCUCACCGACUUCGGCCGCAAGCGCACUCACAAGGCCAAAAUGCGGGGCGUGUUCGGGGUGCCCGGCGUGGGCCUCCAGCGACCCACGGCCGACGGCAGGAACGACGAGGAGCCCGGCGUCGAGAACCGGCUGGUCCUCUGCUCGGCCAAGGACAAGUUCGUGCUGACGCAGGACAUCUGCGUGAUGUGCGGCGCGAUGGGCACCGAUCAGGAGGGGUGUCUGAUCGCUUGCGUGCAGUGCGGGCAGUGCUACCAUCCGUACUGCCUCAACGUGAAGGUCACCAAGGUUAUACUGCAGAAGGGCUGGAGAUGCCUGGACUGCACCGUGUGCGAGGGCUGCGGUCAGCGCAACGACGAGAGCCGCCUCAUCCUCUGCGAUGACUGCGACGUCUCCUACCACAUCUACUGCAUGGACCCGCCGUUGGAGUACGUGCCGCACGGCAACUGGAAGUGCAAGUGGUGCGCCGUGUGCCGGACGUGCGGCGCCGCCGACCCGGGCUUCAACUGCUCGUGGAUGAACAGCUGCACGGAGUGCGGCCCGUGCGCGAGCCACGCGGCGUGUCCCAGCUGCGGCGAGGCGUACGGCGAGGGGGAUCUGAUCAUACAGUGUGUGCAGUGCGAGCGGUGGCUACAUGGGGCUUGUGAUUAUAUCAGAACCGAAGAAGACGCGGAAAAGUGUGCGGAGGACGGCUACAACUGCAUGCUCUGCAGACCGAGAGACGUGCCUCCGCCUCAUUUGAUACCGCCCCCGGUCGCUCCCAAACCCCCCACACCGACUAAGAGUCCGGAAAUCACCAAGAAUACCAACUAUCUCGUGGAUGGGGUGUAUCUCAGCGAAUUCGGACAUAGCCUCAUCAAAUCUCUGGCUCUGGAGCAUCAUGGAACAAGGAAGAAGAGAAAGAAAAUUCCCACCGUUCAGGACAAAGAAGCUGGGAUUAUGGCCACUAUUGAGUCAGUUGUGGCAGGAGGAAGUGGGGACAACAUGUUGGAAGACAGUGCCAAACUAGAACUGGUUGACAUUAAAGAUGAACCACAAGAACUGUUCAAAGAGGGUAUGAUAUGGACCAAAGAAGAUGGCCCCCCUCCAGAAGGUUUCACCAUAUUCACCAUGGAAAACGGCAUAGCAGUAUUGAGACGUAAACGACAACGUAACCUUCAAAAACUUGGCAUCGGAGGGUUUUUGGUCAGAAUGAGAGGUAUCAGGUCCGGUCAGGACAACGACGAUAUCGACGUCCUGCAAGGUCAGGCGAAUUCGAACAGCGAUUUGGCCGUCCCUUUGCCCGGCGACGGAGACAAGCCGCGCCGCAAGCCGAUAAGGCGCAAACCGAAGAGCAAGCUGGUCGAGACGUUCCCCUCCUAUUUGCAGGAGGCGUUCUUCGGGAAGGACCUGAUGGACGCCGUCGAGUGCAAGAAGGAGGUGGACAGCGGCAGCAGCGACGAGGACAAGGACGAGAUGGGCAGGUCGAUCAAGCUGUCACAGGAUGAAUUGAUAGCUGUAGCUGCAGUAACAGCCAAACAAGACAUUCACGAUCUAUCUGAUACCAAAGAGAACGUAAAACAUGAGAAAUUAUCCAACAUCAAAGAAGAAGAUGACGACAAUACUGAAGACCUGAAAGAUGUAUUAGCUCUACCUGGUGAUCUUCUCGAUACCGAUCUUGUCAAUAGUAUAAUAAAUGAGGAUGACGAAGAGUUGACUAAAAAUACCGAGUCACUUGAAGCUUUAGAUUCCAAUAUGCCAGACGAUUCCGAGCUGGCCGAUACUUUAGGUAGUUCGGGAAAUUCAAAGGAUACCAAAGAUGAACUGAGUGAUAUUUUAGGGCCACAUUUUAACUUAGAUUCUAUUUCAAAUAUCAACAGUAAAGAUGUUGAAGAUAUAUUCAAGGGUGUUUUGACGGAUGAGUCCCAAGAGUCGCAAGAAAGCAAUGCCUUUCCAUUACAGGGUAACAGCCUAUUCAACGGUGGUGUUCAGCAAACUGUUCCUCAGCAUCCAGUCAUCACUCCACCCAUCAGACCGACAACCUUGCCAGCUGUCAAUCAGUCUAAUCUGAAUUCUCCUGUCAGCUUUCCCCCACCUAGUCCAUAUCAUUCAGAAUAUAGCAACAGUCCCCAAUUCAGCCCCGCCUUCUCGGAGCCGCCCAGCCCGUGGGUGGGCGUGUCUGACGCCCCCGAAAUAGACAGCACCAAUGUGGGCGUGCCGUCCACCUACAACCAACGGUCGUCGGAGAAGAUGAAGGCGGACGAGAGUCUGGGCAACGCGGCCACCAUUUCCGCCGUCCUGUACGCCAAUAUGAACCAUCCCGAGUGGAAGAAGGAGUUCCCCGUCUGGUCGGACAGGUACAAGCAGAUCAUCAAGAAAUGGAGGACUCUUAGUCAGGACCAGAAGGCGCCAUAUUUGCAGCACGCCAGAGACAACAGGAGUCAGUUGAGGAUGAAGAAGGCACAGCAGUCACAGACCUCGAAGGAAGCGACAACCACCCCAACCUCCCCGAGCGUAUCGAAACCGUCGUCCGCCAUCGCAGCAGCCCUGGUCACCUCCCUGCAGUCGGCCCUCAUCCAGCAGACGACGAUGGGCGGCGCUGCCGCUCCCUUAGUACCGCCCCCCGUAGUAGCCCCGCCCACCGGCGCAGUUACAGAGGAUCAAGAAAAAAUUGCUCUACAGCAAAAAUCUGCUAGAGAAGCAGAACAGGAGAGGCAAUGGAAGCAGCUGCAAGCUAUGAGGCAGCAGCAGGCUCAACAACAACAGCAUGUUAUACAUGAGCAGAGAGUUCAAGCUAUAGCAAGGGUCCAAAAUCAAAUCGCCACCGACCCGAUGCAGCAAUUCCUCGCCGACCAACACGGCCCGCUGCAAGCGCCCGCCGCGAAACAGGAGCCCGCCCCGGCUGCCCAGCCUCCACCUGCCGCCCGCCAUUUCCUGGGUCUCAAGUCGCCCGGCUUUCCCCACCCGAUGGGCAUGUUGAGGCCGCCCGCGCACGAUUUCGCGCAGCCGCCCGCCAGCGACGGUAACGAUCCGUUCGCGCAGGCUCCCGCUACUUCGAAGCCCGCGUUCCAGCCGAGGUUGCCCGCGGACACGUUCGGGCAGCCUUCCACGCCUCGGCCGCAGUUUCCAUUGCCCAGACCGACGCUACAGGCUUUCCCGACCCCCGUCAGACCUGACCAGCAGGACCUCACCGUCAACCGGCAGCUGCGGGACCUGCUGCAGCGCCAGCAGUUCAAAAAACUCGACGAGCUGGUGCCGGGCAAGGGCCACCAGCGGGUGUGGCCGCCCCCUGAGGGCGACGCCCCCGCCGCCGCCUCCACCGUCGUCUCGGCCGCCGACACGACGUUCCGGCAGCCGCUGCCGCCCGGCGUGGCCAGGCCGAGAACGCCGGGCGUGGCGGGGGGCAGGGUCGGAUCGGUGGGCGGGGGGGCGGUCAGGAUGGGGCAGCUGGAUGGGCGGAUGCAGGGACUGGAUCCGAGGAUGCGGCUGAUUUUGCAACAGCAGCAGAGACAGCUGCACGCCACCCCGCCCAGCCUGCACCAGCAAUUCGUGCGCUUCGCCCCGGGCGUCGCCCGCCCCGCCACCGUCGAGCAGUACGAGCAGCUGCUGCAGCAACGACAGGCGCAGGCGCGCGGCGUCGAGGCGCCCGCGCGACCCUCGCCCGUUCCGGGUGGGCAGGCGGUGGCGCAGAAGGGGCAGAGCGGCCAAGCGGCGGGCGGCCAGAACGAGGAGGGCAUACCCGAUAACGUGACGGCCGAGCUGGAGAAGUUGGAGCAGGAGACGGGUACCAUGGUAGAACUCCAAGGCGUUAGCGAGAUCCUAGGAGGCCUAGGAGACGAUGAUGACGAACUGCUGGCUGAAAUGGGGGCCGACUUCAACAUUCUUGAAUACGCGGACCCAGAACUGGAGGCCCUGACCGGCGGCAAAACGAACAUACUCGACUUGGAGCUGGAAGAAGAGCCCAUGAAGAAAGACAAGCGAGAAGCUCCCAAAGUAGCGACGACCACAGCACAACAGCAACAAGUGCCCGUUUCGGCACCUAGUACUUCGACCGCCUCGUCGGUCAUCAAGAAAGAAGGCGUGGCACAGUUGCCUGCUAUGCAGCCACAGGAGGCUGCGCAUCCUCCUCCUCCGCCGCCGCCAUUGGUCGCGCCCCAAGCACAGCAACAGAUGCAGCAUGCCCCGCCCAGUGUACCUGCGCAGGCUCCGCCCACUCAGCAACCGCCGGCGCAUCAGCCGCAGUUUUUGACGCCACAGCAAAUACAUCAACAAAUGUUGCAUCAGGUAGAGCAAGCAGCUGCACAGGGUAGACCGAUGCCUCCCGGUUCGAGAAUGCAAACUCCCGAUGGCAUAAUCGGUGUUGUUAUGCCCAACAAUACUGUGCAACUUCAGGUUCCACAAAAUUACCAACAGAGAUUGUUACUUCUUCAGCAACUACAAAAUCAAAAACUCCAGAUGAGGCUGGGCCAAUCGAAUCCCCGUAUGGGCUCGCAGGUGGGAGCUAAUCAGCAAGUGACAGGCAUGACAGCUGGCCCGCGAGUCGCGGCUCCCCCUCCCCCACCCUAUCCCGGACCGCCCCCACCGUAUCCAGGCAACGCUCAGCAACAGCAGCAACCGACGGGCUUGAGAAUGGGGCCUGGUCUCCUUCCGAUGGGACACUUUCAUCCCGCCACACCACAGGGUUAUCCAAUGCAUCCACACUUGCAGCGGAAACCCCUACUCCUGGAGGAAAAGCGGGAGCAAGAGAAGUUACAGAAUCAGCCUUCGAAUCAGGAAGUCUCGUCUUCCACAGGCGUCGAAAGUGAAUCCGCUUUGAUGAGCGAUCACGAUUUCGAAAGACUCAAGGCGGACGUUUUCAAUAGUGGGCCGGUCGGACUUGCUACUAAUAAUCAAGGAAAUAUCCCUCACCAGCCCUGGCAACAAACUCAAAAUCGUCCAGUUCCUACCGCUACCCCCCAACCCACUAUGGAAAUAACCACGAGGGUACAAAUGUUCAAUGCAAAUCUGAUACCCGCACCCCCAUUACCUCCUGAAAACAUAAUUAAUGAACAAGACAAGCAGGCUCAGAUGCUGUACGAACAGUGGUUGAACCAUCAGAAUAACGUGUUAGGGCAACAACUGCGCUACUAUGAGACCGAGGUUCAAAAGCUAAGAAAAGGCAGAAAGUCUCUCAAUAGUAAACAGCGACAGUUGAGAAAAUCUGGCAACCAGUUAACUGAAACUGACGCUGCAGAACUUCAGAGAAUUGCUGCUGAACAGGCAAUACUGCAAAAGCACCUGGAAUCGAGCAGGAAGCAAAGCCGCCAGCAUGGAAUGCUCAUCCAGGAAUACCGCAACAAGCACCCCGCCAAGCAGCGCCCGCCCGAGCAGAUCCACUCGCCUCUGGGCGCCUCCCAGUCGCCCAUGAUGUCGCCGUCGGCCUCUCCUCUGACGCACCACAGCCCGAUGAACAGCCCCGGGCCGAUCGUCUCGCCGUCGCCGGGGUCGAUGCAGGGCGUGCUGCAGAGCCCGGGCGGUGGGAGCGGCAUGUCGCCCAGUCCGAGGAUCGGAACGCCGCAUUCGCAAAGUGAAGGAAGUCCCGGUUCUGUGCAAUCGCCAUCACAAGUUUGCCUUCCUCCGCCAGUACCUCGAAUGACCUCACCUCAACACCGACGAGUGGUAACUAGCCCUGGCGCAGUUCCCCAGAUGCGCUUUGUUAGCAAUGCUCUCCAACAAAGGGUACGAAUGCAAUCCCCCAUGCAAAACUUUCAACAGAAACCAGGAACGCCUUCUCCUCUACACAGUCCCACAUCCCAACAAAUGAAUAUUAAUCAGCUUCAACUCCAGAAGCAAUUGCAGCACCAAGCAUUGUUGCAACAACAACAGCAGCAGCAACAACAACAACAAGGAUUGGACUCUAGCCAGAGUGACCCAAAUGUCUUGCACUCUCAACGAGCUGUCCAAUUGCUGCAACACAGAAACCUCAUAAGGCAACAAACACAGCAGCAGCAGCAACAACAACAACAGCCAAUUGGUCAGCCCCAACCUCUAACUCCCCAACAACAUCAGAUAAUGCUUCAACACCAGAAGCAACUAGCUCAGCAGCAGCAGCAACAGAUAGCUCAGAUGCAAGCAGCUAGGCUUCAACAACAGCAGCAGCAACAAAAUCCUCCACACUCUCCACUACCUCCCAAAAGCCCGAUGGUGAAUCAACAAAUAAUGUCUCCACACUCCAUGCCACCGUCGCCAAUGCAAAUGCCGCCAAAGAGCCCGAUGGUGGCUUCAUAUGGAAACAACCAACCCAACCCCAACUCUCCAGCUGCUAGGAGCCCCGCUUUUCAUCAAGGCGUAGGACAACCUCCGAGCCCUAUGACUCAUGGUCAGUAUCAACCCCCCAGUUCUCCCAUGCCUAGGAGUCCCAUGGUUAGCCAGAAUCAAUCGCCUCAUGGUAUGAGGAGACCCCCUAGUGCAAAUAGUAGUCCUGCUAUGUCUGAUCGACCCCAUAGUGAGGAAAAUCUUAGUGCUCCUAUUUCUAGGACACCUUAUAGUAUUGAACACUUGAUACAGGACUCCAUGCAAAAUCAGAACCAUAAUAUACAGUUUAAUAAUGACAUGGUGAAUAAUCAAGUGCAUUUUGGCAAUGAUUCUAGUAGCCAGAAUAUGUUCAGAGAAAAUAUGCAGACUGGUGGUGGCAACCCCAAUAACCCAUGCAACCCUAUACCUGCUCCUUCUUGUUUUGGAAGAUUUGGUUAUAUCAAACUUGGCCUGAGAGGUGGGGCGCCUAUGUGGAACUAUGGAAGAGGCGCCAAAAGAAUACCAACACCUCCUAACACGGUUAACAAACCUGAAGAAAAACCAAACGCUACUCUUGAUUUGUCCAACAUUCAAAAAACGAGGAAAGAGUUACAUUUGAACAAAGUUUCUAUUCUCAAAAAGAAGGCUUCCACAAAUUUCCAGGAAAAAGUUGGUUCUUUAGUUAGCACUGAUUAUGAUAAUACAGAUGACAGCUCUUGUACGCCUCCAGAGACACCUCCUACUAUGUCGUCGGGUAGUAGAGGGACAGUUCAAAAAUCUUUACCUAGAAAAACGAUGGAACACUCGACGAAAGAGCCUGUACUGGUUCUUCAUAGUCCCGAAAAUAAACAAAUGGACAUGAUGGAUUAUGAUGACGAUACGAACACUGUACUAUCAGCUGAAGUUUCUCUGAGUUCUACAGCACAGAAUGACCAUGAUGAUAUGGUAGAAAUUGAAACUUUAUCCCAACAGGACUUAGCAGAAGGUUUGUCAAGUCCAUUGGAGUCUGAUCAAAUCCCAGAUGAGUAUCUCUUGUUUCCUGGAAAUAUGGUAGUGGACAUGUCAGGUGGCAAUCACUAUUCUGAUAAAGAUGAAGAAGAAGUAGAAGAAGAAUAUGCAGGCGAGAAUAUGCAUAUUGUAAUUAGAAGUCCUACAACUAGUGACGAUGAAUUUAUAAUGCAAGGUAAAACCAAGAAGUAUGAAAUGGUGCCGCAUCCUGAUGAAUUCAUGAAUAGAGAAGGGCCUGAAUCACCAGAUCAAGAGGAAGCUGAUGAAGAAGUUAUGACUAACUUUGAGGAAUCUGACUUAGUAGUUCUCGAACAAAAUAAAUCGCCUGAAGAUUCUAUUUCGACUAAAGAAGACUUUGAAGAACUUAUUGAUGAAGGGUCAAGAAAAAACAAUAUGACCAAAAAAGAUAAUGACAUUCAUAAGUUCGCUAACACAUUCAAUUACACCAAUAAUGCACAACAAACAACUCAGGCCCAUAAUCCCAGCACUAGUAGAGUAGCGACUGUAACUCAAAAAGUGUCUCCUAAGAUUUCUCUAAUCAAUAGCCCUGUUGUUCAUUCUUUGGCUAAUAAAUCUAACACGGAAAAAAUUAUAAUAACACCAAGCACAAAUCCUCAAUCACCAAAGGUAACCAGCAUAAUUUUAACACAUAAUUCUAGUGUGAGAGGAAAUGUGUUGAAUGUACCAAAAAUUGUUACCUCGGUUUCACCGGCCAUCACAAUAGUCAAUGCUAGUACAUCACAAAUAGCCUCGAUUUUACCAUCGAAAUUCACUGUACCUGUCAUAAGUGCCAGUGCUGUACGUCAACUAUCAAAUGUCAAAGUUAUUGAUAAGUCUAGUUCAUCUUUAUCUCUUAGUACUCAUGAUAGUGCCUUACCCAAACAAAUUUUCGAGGAUGAUUCUGUGUCGCCAGACAGCUCUAACUAUGAGGAUGACAAAUCCAAAGAUUCUUUUGACUAUAAACCAAAGUCAUCUUCACCGGAACAAGAAGGCAAACAACCAUUGUUUCCUAAGUCUGUUGAAGUUAUUAAUAUGAAUUCUGUUAAAAAGUUGGGGGUCGAGAGUAAAUCCAGAGAGAAUCAUGAAAAACCAACAUCAAAGAAAAUCGAACACAUUCAUAUUACUAAUUUGGUCACUAAAGGAAAUAUUCAGAAACAUAGGGUGCCAAGUCCUAUCAUUUCCAAAACUUCAUCUCCAGUCAUAAUCCAUAACACUCCUGAACUGAAAAUGACAGCUCAGGUCAUCCAGGAGACGCAGACACAUAUGCAGAUGAAUGCCACCGCAGAGACUAUACAUUCUUACGAUGAUGGUUCAGGAGACACCAAAUCUGUAGUAAUUUCCAUUCCGUCACCUACACCAUCGCAAGAACAAAUGUUAGAUAAUAUUGCGUUGCAAGCAUUAGAAAAUCGAAGAAGAGAAUUUGAAUCGUUUGAAGAUGUUCUUGACAUGAUUGAAAAUAUCACGGCAGAACCACCCGCAAUUUUGGAAGAAAAUGUCCGUUCAAAGGAACCUGAAGAAAGUAAAAAGAAAGAGGCAGAGACGAAAGAGACGAAAGAAGUUAUCACAAGCAAAACUGAGACAGUUAACGUAUCUGCAAAUGCCAAAUCCAAUAUUCCUCAACUAUCUCCUCUUUCACAACCCACUGACUUGACAACCAAUAUGGCCAAUGCCUCCCAACAAUUGAGAUCUUUGUUGUCAUCAUUACAAACUACUUCGACUUCUGCUGUCACAAAUGUAGAGUCUGUUGUAAAAAAUUUUGGAAAUAAGGUUGUUAGUAGUAGUGCUUCGCCUACAGCUAUGCAACCUAUAGUUGCUUCGAGGAUCAUUCAACAAGCUGGAAGACAGUCUCCAAAUAUUACAAAUGUCAACACUGUUAUCGUUCCCAAUUAUAAACAAAAGGUAUCUUCAACAAAUAAUCCCAGGGGUAGUCCAAAUAAACCACAAGUCUCAACCAAUCAACAGGUGACAACAGCUAACAAUGCUAGCACUACUUUAAAUUCACUGACUAGCAGGACUAUGGGUGGUAUCAAUUUAAUGCCUGACCAUCCAAAGUUGCCACCAGUAUCAACAGUUAAUUCGGUCCAACAAGUUUCCUCAACAGUAACUAAACAGUCUAACACUGUUCAGAAUACAGCAACUAAUAGUGAAACGAGAAAACCUUCGUUGACUUUAACAGCCAUGUUACAAAAUCAGCCUGCUGCAUCAACUACUACUAAAUCUACUGCUGAUACUAUUACCGCAGCUAGUCUUCUUGGUUCUCCAAUCAGUUUACCAAGGACGGGAUACACUACUGCUUUAGUACAAGCUCAACCAAAUGCCGUCAUACCAGCUGUUAGUACUAAUACUUCAUUGUCUAAUACUCAUAAUCAAGUAAUGUCAACCAUAUCCAACAUGAUAAUGAAGACCUCAUCUGAUACCUUCACAGCAGCUACUCUUCUCAGUUCUUCCAUGCAUUUGGCAAAGUCGAAUUCGACAACAUCUCUGGCACAAACUCAAUCUAAUGUAGUAGUUUCUGCUAAAAGCUCUAAUGCAACGGCAUCUGCGGUUGCUAACUUGAGCCAUAACUCUGUAAUCACACCAAGUUAUAGACCUGUUACUUCUACCAAUUUAUUGCAUACCCAGCUAACAAGAGUUGUGAGAGCAAAAUCUUUAGAUGAAACUAAAGAGACCAAAACUGAAGAUCUAAAGCAGGAUGCAAAUGAGGGUCUUGUCACAACUUCGGAAGACAUUAAAGCAUCAAUAGCCAACUGUAUCAAGCAAGAGCUUGCUAGUGGUCGGUAUUCGGGUAUAUACACACCCCUCUCAAACAGAACUGACGAUUCCCAGAAUGUUUUACUGAAAAAGUUAUUGCAAAAUACAGCAUGUGCUAGCACCCAGUCUCCUCCGCCUAACUCUGCGAGUACCACUAUCACAUCAGUACCAUCUGUAGUGACAAGAAUGCCUAUUAGGGAAACUUCGUUUGUAUCAAGCCCCCCUGUGGAACAUUCAACUCCUCAACCUGCAGCAGCAACAUCUACAGUCUCGACAAUGCCUACUCAGCAGUUACACAUAGAUGUCAAGAAAAGUUUACCACCUUCCAGGACACCUAGUAGAGAUGAACUUCUUUCGCCUCAAACACCAAGGUCUUCUUGUAGCCAAGACUCAAGUCUGCAGACACCUCCGAUUGUGAUAAAAAAGGAAUCGUCAAGCGUAACACUGCCCCAACCUAGUCCUAUACUCUCAUCACAUGAAGUUAAAAAAGAGCUGAUGGAUGAGUCGUCACAACAUUCUGAGGUAUCAGACCACAGUCGGUCUGAUAUACAGAUCAAAGAGGAAAUGGAUUCGCUAGAGAGCUCUGCUGAAAAAAUAAUGCUGGAUAAAGAGGAGCUAAAGAAGCAGAAGAGGAGGAUGUACCAACAGAAAAGGAGACAAAACUUGAUUCUCAAUAAAGAAUUAGCAGGACAACCUAAAAAACGACCAAGGAAGAAUUCUAAGAUUGAAGAAGAUUAUGACACCUACAUUGAUGGCGUAUUGACACAACUAAGGCAGUUGCCAGCGAUGAAUGUUUCAGAACCUGUACUGAACCGAAACUAUGGGAUAGUAGCUGUUAUUGGAGCCGGUGAUAUGUUGAAACUCGGUACCAAAAAUUACUCAUCCCAAUUCGGGGAUUUGGUAGGUAGCUACGGCAGUGCCGAUUUACCUGGAUUUUCUGAUUUCUACUCCACAAAGCCAUACGGCAUUUUAGAUCGCUUGCCAGAAAAACCACCUAUAUCUACUCAAAGAGGCUUCUAUGACCAAGAGUUUCCUCUGAUCAGAUUUGACACUGAUGAUCCCAAGAAAUUCGAUAUGUUCUGCAGAGAGGAUACUCCCGAUUCUAUUCUGAGCAGUUCUUCACCUGAGUGUGUGCGGAUGGAACCUAUUCAGAAGUUCCUGGGGUUGAAGUUGAUCAGUGAUGAUGAGGAUGAUGAUAAAGAGGGUGAAUUGGCGGAGCUUAAAAUUAAGGGGAGGAUAUCACCAGUGGUGCCGAUGAUAAAGCCCAUACCAAUCAAAUUGAAAGCUGCUGGAGGAUUAUAUCUACGGGAACUUGCAGUUGAUAAUAAAGAGAAUAUCGAUACUGAACUCUUGACAAAGACAAAAUCCGAAGAUAAACCUGAUACACCAGUCAAAGAUUCCGGAAAUGUUACGGUUACCCUAACACUUACUUCUUCUGCUGCUGAAGAUAUAAUGGGUGUUCUCAGGGAUCUGGCAAAUAUUCUACACAUUCCAGCUCCUACUAGUUAUCAAAUCGUGGAGAGAACUAGUACACCGCCAGGUCAAAAAUUAGGGCUCUAUAGAACCAAAGGUAGAGAUGGAAAGGAAGGAGCACCAAUUGACAUACAGAGUAUACUAAAUGGAGAUGCCAAAUUUUGUAAACACUGCGAUGUUGUUAUCUUGAAUAACAUGAUAAGGCGUAAACUCUCCGAUUUACCUUUUCUUGCCAAAGAUACAGAACUUAUUAGUGAUGGUGAUGAAUUAUACUUCUGUAGUUCGACUUGUUACAUGCAGUUUGCCUUGAUGCAUAGAUCACCUUCAAUAUCUGAAGAUAAGGCUGCUGAAAUCAUCGAUCAUUUGUCACAAAAAGACAAAUUGGAGGAAAAACAUAAAGUUAUUGAUUCAUUUGACAGCAAAUCUAUCAUAGCUCAGAGAUUAACACUUGGAACUAAAGAAAUAAAGAAAGAAUUCCACUCUGCAGAUGUCAAAGAUUUUUCAUCUUACUUCCAAAAUUUCGACAAUAAGCUGGGUAAAUUCCAAGAUAAUAUGGAUUUCAAACAUCUUCCCAUGAAAAUGUACAAGAAUGUUCGAUACAAGUGUUGGAUUCCUGGUUGUCUGCAACCUACCCAAAAACAUAAAAGACCAACGGAUAAGGAAAUCAUGGAACUGCUAUACCGACUGCAGAUUACUGUAACACCAGCAAUUAUGCCUGAAGAUACAAGAAAGUGCAUGUUUUGUCAAGGUAUUGGGGAUGGAGUAGCUGACGGUCCAGCACGACUUCUGAACUUUGAAGUAGACAAAUGGGUUCACUUGAACUGCGGAUUAUGGUCUGAUGGGGUAUACGAAACGGUCAAUGGAGCCCUCAUGAACCUAGAAAAUGCCAUCUCAAUGAGUCUUACCACUACCUGUAUAUACUGCAGCAGGAUAGGUGCUACCAUAAGAUGUUUCAAAAAUAGAUGCUCGAGCGUUUAUCAUCUGAACUGCGCUGUGAAGGACCACUGCGUUUUUCACAAGAACAAAACUGUAUACUGCGCAGCCCAUAUACCAAAGAAUGAAAAGGACAAUGAGCUGACAACACUGUCAGUUUCGCGCAGAGUUUACGUAAAUAGAGACGAAAACCGACAGGUGGCUUCUGUCAUGCACCAUUCCGACACCAACAACAUUCUAAGAGUGGGCAGUUUAAUCUUCCUGAACGUCGGCCAUCUAUUGCCACACCAAUUACAAAACUUCCACAACUCCAAUUACAUAUACCCCAUCGGCUACAAAAUCAUAAGGUUCUACUGGAGCAUGCGGCGAGUGAACAAACGAUGCAAGUACAUCUGCUCGAUUUAUGACGCGUGCGGCAGGCCCGAAUUCGGCGUUCUCGUGCAAGAGCAACCGGAAGAGGACGUCGAAUUCAAAGAGUCCACCCCGAAAGGCGCUUGGCAACACAUCUUGGACAAGCUGGCCGCCAUGCGGAAGGAGGAGGACUGCCUGCAGAUGUUCCCGAAAUUCGCCACCGGCGAGGACCUGUUCGGCCUCACGGAGCCCGCCAUCGUGCGCGUGUUGGAAAGUCUGCCGGGCAUCGAGACGCUGACCGACUACAAGUUCAAGUAUGGGCGCAACCCGCUGCUCGAGCUGCCGCUGGCCGUCAACCCGUCGGGGGCGGCCAGGACGGAGCCGCGCCUGCGCAGCCAGAUGCACUGGAAGCGGCCGCACACGCAGCGAACGUUCGGCGGCGGCGGCGCGCGGCCGCUCUUCGGGCCGGCGAGCGGCUCGCCCGCCUCCGGGGCGACUGUGGGCGAGCUGGCCUGCCCCUACAGCAAGCAGUUCGUGCACUCGAAGAGCUCGCAGUACAAGAAGAUGAAGCAGGACUGGAAGAAUAACGUCUAUUUGGCGAGAUCAAAAAUUCAAGGAUUGGGGUUGUAUGCAGCGAAGGACUUGGAAAAACAUACAAUGGUUAUUGAAUAUAUUGGAGAAAUAAUCAGAACUGAACUUGCUGAAUGCAGGGAAAAGCAAUAUGAUGCUAAAAAUCGUGGCAUAUAUAUGUUCAGGCUUGACGAAGAGAGGGUGGUUGAUGCGACUCUAUCUGGUGGUUUAGCCAGAUAUAUCAACCAUUCUUGUAACCCGAAUUGUGUAGCCGAACAAGUGGAAGUUGAAAGAGAUGUUAGAAUCAUCAUAUUUUCGAAACGUAGGAUACAAAGGGGCGAAGAGCUAUCUUAUGAUUAUAAAUUCGACAUUGAAGACGAUCAACACAAAAUUUCGUGCAUGUGUGGUGCACCGAAUUGCAGGAAGUGGAUGAACUAAACAAAUUUAUUUUUACUCAAUGUUUGUACAAAAUCGUUGAAACGUUGGCCCUUGUACAUAACGUAUUUUUUAUUUUGUUGACAUGCUUAUAUCAAGCUGACAAAUGGAGUGCCAUUUCCAAACGACAGUCUAAUGAUAUACAUUCCAUGAUUUUGUUAUAUAGUGAUAAAUAUGAAGUGAGCGCAUUUAUAUAAUCCGGAUGUUCGUUAGUUAGGUAAUUUCUAUUGUACUAUUAAUCAGAAAGCAUCCUGUAUAUUUUGAUAUGUAGCUAAAGCAGUUGUGCUUGGGAUAGGGACCAAACAGGGGUUUAUCAUCAUUAUAAGAGGAACUUACAAGAGUUAUCUAGUUACUUCUAGGCCAAUUUGUUGCACCUUUAUUACCUGGUGAGCUCUUUUCAGAUAACACAUUUUAUUUAAUUGCAUUCAAUAAUAGUAGUUUUCAGCUCAAAAUUACAGGGUAAUCACUCAUUCACAGUCACAUUUAAUUGAUAUACUUUCAGUAUUUUAUUGUCCUCAAAGUCAACAAUUAUUUUAUGUAUUAUUUAAUUAUUUUCUGAAUCUUCUACCACUUGCCUUGCCUUCUACAUUUUUCAUCAACUAUAUUUUCAUAUUUUUAUUAUUUUUCAUGUGAAAAGAGCCAUUAUUGUCUGUCUUUAUGACACAUUAUUUAUUUUUAUUUUAUUAUGUUUAUUAUUGUUGUUGAUAAUCUUUAAACGUUGAAGAUUUAUACUCCUAGUUUGUUGGCUAUUCUGCACAAAAAUAUAGCUUCUACCGUCUUAAUACUAUUUUAUUCAAACAAUGAGAAUAAUUGCUGUGCAAUAUGAUUUUUACAUAUUAUAUUAUAUUAUAGAGUACCUACUCCUCAGCCGCAACGAUUUAUAUGCGGUUACAUUUGUGGGACUAAGUCCUGAACUCUGUUAAAUUUUGCUUCUUUAGUCAUGUAUAUCGUUUCGAUUUUUAUUUACUUUAUAGAUUUAGUUUAUCAUUCUAUUUUGUCGAUUUGUACGAUAGGUUAUACAUUAUUUUUAUUAGAAAAGUGACAAUCACUUAUAGAAGAAUAAUUAUCAAUAUAUUUAACACAAUAGAUGUUGGUUUGUUCAUGUACAAAUAAAAAUUAUUUGUAUAUAUUAAAAUAUUGUAAAUACAAAUAAAUGAUAGAAUUGUAGUUCUUA